Molecule: messenger RNA, 629 nt
Organism: Cebus imitator (Panamanian white-faced capuchin)
Lineage: Eukaryota; Metazoa; Chordata; Mammalia; Primates; Cebidae
Gene: RPS14
Product: ribosomal protein S14
Exons: 5
Coding region: 121-576 (151 amino acids)
Biological process (GO): maturation of SSU-rRNA from tricistronic rRNA transcript (SSU-rRNA, 5.8S rRNA, LSU-rRNA); ribosomal small subunit assembly; translation
Cellular component (GO): cytosolic small ribosomal subunit; ribosome
Molecular function (GO): small ribosomal subunit rRNA binding; mRNA 5'-UTR binding; structural constituent of ribosome
Source: RefSeq, a predicted model, not a curated record
CCGGGAGCCAACCUCAUCCCGUGACCUCAGAGGCAUACUUCCGGGACACGGAAGUGACCCGUUGCUCCGCCCUUUUCCACUCUCUCUUUCCGGUGUGGAGUCCGGAGACAACGUGCAGAAAUGGCACCUCGAAAGGGGAAGGAAAAGAAGGAAGAACAGGUCAUCAGCCUUGGACCUCAGGUGGCUGAAGGAGAGAAUGUAUUUGGUGUCUGCCAUAUCUUUGCAUCCUUUAAUGACACUUUUGUCCAUGUCACUGAUCUUUCCGGCAAAGAAACCAUCUGCCGUGUGACCGGCGGGAUGAAGGUGAAGGCAGACCGAGAUGAAUCCUCGCCGUAUGCUGCUAUGUUGGCUGCCCAGGAUGUGGCCCAGAGGUGCAAGGAGCUGGGUAUCACUGCCCUACACAUCAAACUCCGGGCCACAGGAGGAAAUAGGACCAAGACCCCUGGACCUGGAGCCCAGUCGGCCCUCAGAGCCCUUGCCCGCUCGGGUAUGAAGAUCGGGCGGAUUGAGGACGUCACCCCCAUCCCCUCUGACAGCACCCGCAGGAAGGGGGGCCGCCGUGGUCGCCGUCUGUGAACAAGACUCCUCAAAAUGUUUCCUGUUAAUAAAUUGCCUUCAUGUAAACUGUU